AUGAAGAACUUCUCUGAUCGUUUACUGGCCAAAUAUGUGGGUGGUAUACUUAAAGAGGCUGCAUUUAAAUUAAAAAGACUACCAAAUCUUAAUCAAGCAUCAACGGCGAUAUCCAAGCAGGUUACCGUCAUUGGGGAUUUACAUGGAAAACUAGAUGAUCUUUUAGUCAUUUUCUAUAAGAAUGGUCUUCCUUCAACCGAAAAUCCCUACGUCUUCAAUGGUGAUUUCGUGGAUCGCGGCAAGAAGGGACUUGAAGUCUUCUUACUGCUGCUAUCCUGCUUUCUUGCCUUUCCUGGUGCUGUGCAUUUAAAUCGCGGUAAUCACGAGGAUUCGGUGAUGAAUGCGCGUUACGGUUUCAUACGUGAAGUGCAGCAGAAGUAUCGUCGCAAUGCUGAGAAAUUGAUGAUAAUGAUUGAAGAAGUCUACCGCUGGCUACCGCUGGGAACCAUUGUCAACAAUCGGGUGUUGAUUGUGCAUGGCGGCAUCUCCGAUACAACUGAUUUGGAUAUGAUAAAAAGUAUCGACAGAGGAAAGUAUGUCUCUAUUUUGCGGCCACCCAUCGAGAUGGCGGGCGAGGAUGGCGUCGAUAAAAUUGAAUGGAAACAGUCGUGCAAAAAGGUUGCCGUGGACAAGCGCCUAAAUAUGAAGUGA
This is a messenger RNA of Rhagoletis pomonella (apple maggot), 651 nucleotides long. RefSeq names its product serine/threonine-protein phosphatase rdgC-like. Gene Ontology annotation, molecular function: protein serine/threonine phosphatase activity. Lineage: Eukaryota; Metazoa; Arthropoda; Insecta; Diptera; Tephritidae. The transcript is spliced from 6 exons. Gene Ontology annotation, cellular component: nucleus; cytosol. Bases 1 to 651 code for a protein of 216 amino acids. The record is from RefSeq and is a predicted model, not a curated record.